This is a messenger RNA of Tribolium madens (black flour beetle), 2210 nucleotides long. RefSeq names its product zinc transporter 10 (gene ZnT77C). The record is from RefSeq and is a predicted model, not a curated record. Bases 494 to 1915 code for a protein of 473 amino acids. NCBI's taxonomy places the organism in Eukaryota, Metazoa, Arthropoda, Insecta, Coleoptera, Tenebrionidae. Gene Ontology annotation, molecular function: zinc ion transmembrane transporter activity. Gene Ontology annotation, biological process: detoxification of zinc ion; intracellular zinc ion homeostasis; zinc ion transmembrane transport. The transcript has 7 exons. Gene Ontology annotation, cellular component: membrane.
CAGUUCAGUCUGCAGCUAGCAAUUGAACCUCCUGACAGUCUAAUUUUAUAAGAAAGUCGUUUGAGACAACCUCCCAUACCUUCAAAUCGUGAAAUGUGAAAGAGUGGGUGAAUAAACAGCAUGCUCAUUGGUAUCAUUCAUUCCUGUUAAAAUCGUAGUGCCGGUUAGAGAACUUUUCACUUUUCCGUUUAAUAAUAUCCCACGUGUUUUUGAAAAAAUUCUGUGUUGUGUGAGCCGCGCUUCUGUGCGAGGAACGUUAUUUGACACACUUUAAAGUAAAAAAUUCGCAGUGAUGUUGAAUUUCAGUUUUACGAAAUUAAUAAUUAAUUGUUACAAGUUUUUUACACCGGUAUUAAAUCACAAUCGAAUUCGAAGUGGUUUCGUGGUUUAGUUUUACUAUUGUGUUGCAUAACAACUUUUACACUUUGUGUAUGAUAUACUUUCCCGUGAAUAACGAAGAAUGAUAUUUUUCUACGCUUCCUCAUAAACUGCUAUGAAGGGAAAAGAUUACGAAAUCAAAAUGCCCGUAAAGGAAUGGUUUCGAAGUUUACAACCCAUCCAACUUUAUGUUAUUCUAAUUCUGACUGUGAUGUUUUUUAUAACAGAAUUGAUUUUUAGUCAUAUUACACAUGCUUUAACACUUUUAAUGGACUCCUACCACAUGCUGUGCAAUAUUUUAGCGUUGACUGGUUGUAUUAUAACGAUUAAGAACAGCAAUAGCAAAGAAUGCAGGACAAACAACCUAUCAUCUAGUGUUAGUACCAUAAGCGAAACAAUCACAAAUCCAUCUGGUUGUUCAGACAAAAGACCAAAUCAAACUAAAAAAUCUCCGACGAGGGCUAACCAAGAAAACAAAUUAAAAAACACCUUCGGAUGGGCAAGAAUCGACGUAAUUUCGUUGCUAAUAUGUUGCAUUUUCAUGGCAUCCCUGUCAUUUUCCGUAUUCGUGGAAGCAUUGCAGACUUUAGUUCACAUCGACCAUCUUGACGAAAUGCAUCACCCUUUGUCAGUUUUAUUUAUCGGAGCUGCGGGUUUACUGUUAAAUGGAGUUUGUUAUUUACUAAUUGGGGGCUACACGUUUCAUCAAGGAAGUUUUCUUUAUGUCACAGAGAGUGGAGAUGUUGUUUUAGAUAGAGUCGUUGUACCUGAUUUAGUGAAACAAGGAGGAAGAAGACUAUCCAGAACAAGACCCACCCCACCGCUACCGAAACGACAAAGACAAGGAUUUUUAGAAAUGUGUAGGGAUAUCAUAGGCUGUGUUUUUGUUAUUAUUUGUGCUUUAAUAGUGUAUUUCACAGAUAAACAUGUCGCAAAAUAUGUAGAUCCUCUUUUAUCUUUAGCUUCUGCCGGUUCUCUUUUGUUUCUCAGCUACCCUCACAUGAAGGAAAGCUGUUUGAUUCUACUACAAACGAUACCUGACUCUAUAAACAUAGACGUGUUAAAAAAAGAUCUGAUAAAACAUUUCCCCGAUAUUGUGAACGUUCACGACUUUCACGUUUGGCAGCUAACAGCGACCAAAAUUAUUUCUACUGUUCAUAUUAUUUUUGAGAAUCAAAAGAGUUACAACACCAUAAUGGACGACAUUACGGAAUUUUUAAUCGAAAAUGGGAUUACGCAAGUAACCAUUCAGCCCGAAUUUUACACAAAGGCGGAAAGUACACACAAUUUAACUUCACUUUGUUUAAUGCAAUGCCAAGGAGAAGGUUGUAAAUUAAGUCAUUGCUGUCCCAACUAUGAAUCAAGUGGUGUUAAAUUAAGAAAAGGAAGCAAAUCAGAUGCCAAAGAACUUAUGAUGUUAGGGAAUUCGUUACCAGAUUUACGGUCGAUAAAAGUAAUAAAUAACGAAUUUUCGAAAACAACUGAUUGCUUAACAAGAACUGCAACAACACAAAGCAGCGACAAAAUACCGUCAUAGCCCAGUAUUCUGUUUUUUUUUCAAGUACAAAGUAUUGUAGAUUUUUUAAAUAGGUUGAGUAGGCAAAUUAAGAUAAGCAUAUAAAACUCAUUAAUUUCUAGGGGUGUUUACUCCUAAUUUCAAUAAAGUUUACACGGGACCAAAAAUUAACAAGUUCUCAAUGUUGUCAAAUUUGACAUUUUUGAUGAACGCUUUAUAAUUAAUUAUUUUGUAAUGCCCAUCUUACAAUUUGAUAUAAAUUUUUAUAUGAAAUUAGUGAAUUAUGAUGUACCUCAAUAAAAAUGUUUGUGUAUGU